Emys orbicularis (European pond turtle) is the source of this 681-nucleotide messenger RNA. It is a transcript of the gene EFNA5, whose product is annotated as ephrin A5. Bases 1 to 681 code for a protein of 226 amino acids. NCBI's taxonomy places the organism in Eukaryota, Metazoa, Chordata, Testudines, Emydidae. Gene Ontology annotation, molecular function: ephrin receptor binding. The record is from RefSeq and is a predicted model, not a curated record. Gene Ontology annotation, biological process: axon guidance; regulation of cell-cell adhesion; regulation of actin cytoskeleton organization. The transcript has 5 exons. Gene Ontology annotation, cellular component: external side of plasma membrane; plasma membrane.
AUGUUGCACGUGGAGAUGUUGAUGCUGGUGUUUCUGGUGCUCUGGAUGUGUGUGUUCAGCCAGGAUCCCGGCUCCAAGCAGGAUCGCUGUGCCGUCUACUGGAACAGCACCAACCCCAGAUUCCAAAGGGGUGACUACCACAUUGAUGUCUGCAUCAAUGAUUAUUUGGAUGUGUACUGCCCUCACUAUGAAGAUUCAGUGCCAGAAGAUAAGACUGAACGCUACGUUCUUUACAUGGUGAACUUUGAUGGCUAUAGCUCCUGCGAUCACACCUCCAAAGGAUUCAAGAGGUGGGAAUGCAAUCGGCCUCAUUCCCCGAAUGGACCAUUGAAGUUCUCAGAAAAAUUCCAGCUCUUCACUCCCUUCUCACUAGGAUUUGAGUUCAGGCCAGGCCGGGAAUAUUUCUACAUCUCUUCUGCAAUCCCAGAUAAUGGAAGGAGGUCCUGUCUAAAGCUUAAAGUCUUUGUGCGGCCAGCAAACAGCUGUAUGAAAACUAUAGGUGUUCAUGAUCGUGUUUUCGAUGUUAACGACAAAGUAGAAAAUUCAUUAGAACCAGCAGAUGAUACCGUACAUGAGUCAGCCGAGCCAUCCCGCGGUGAGAAUGCAGCACAGACACCGAGGAUAUCCAGCCGGCUUUUGGCAACCCUACUGUUCCUCCUGGCGAUGCUUUUGACAUUAUAG